Messenger RNA from Corvus hawaiiensis (hawaiian crow), 2784 nucleotides. RefSeq names its product ultra-long-chain fatty acid omega-hydroxylase-like. Lineage: Eukaryota; Metazoa; Chordata; Aves; Passeriformes; Corvidae. The record is from RefSeq and is a predicted model, not a curated record. Gene Ontology annotation, molecular function: monooxygenase activity; oxidoreductase activity, acting on paired donors, with incorporation or reduction of molecular oxygen; iron ion binding. Bases 808 to 2280 code for a protein of 490 amino acids. The transcript is spliced from 14 exons.
UCUGUGAGAAGGAGCUGAGAAAGCCGGGGGUCCCUCUGUGCCCCUUGUGACUCAGUGGCCGUGCUGCUCUAGGAGCCUUUGUCUGAAGCUGCCACUGCAGCAGCAACGGAGAUCCCCAAGGAGCUUGUGUCACUGCUGGUGACAUCAGAGCUCUUGAGCAGCCUGGAGAGCCCUGGGAUAUCCCCAUGGAGCCCCUGGGAUUGCUGGUGACCUCAAUGUUCCUCUGAGCAGAGACCAGUGGGAUGUCACAAUGGCACCUCUGUGACUGUCUGUGACAAGAGACCUCUUUUUCAGCCUGCAGACCCCUGUGAGAUCCUGUGACAUCAGGGCUCCUCAGCAGCCUAGAGACACCACUGAUGUCACAACUGACAUCCUGUCACAGCCUGUGAGCUCAGUGUGGUUUGGUAGAUGGGAGACCCCUGGGGUGUCCCCGUGGAGCCUCUGGAAUUGCCCAUGACCUUGGUGUUCUUUAGCAGCAUGGAGACCACUGGGAGGUCUGUCUGGAACCCUUUGUUUCAGUGCGUGCCUGAGCCAAAUGGGCUCUGUGGCACGUAGAGACCCCUCUGUUGUCCCCACGGAGCCCCUGUCAAUGCCCGUGACCUCAGAAGUCUUUGGAGGAUGAAGAGCCCUGUGAUGACAUGGGAUGUCAACACGGAGGGUCUGUGAUCAGCCUUGGAAACUUUGUUUGUGCCUGAAUGGUAAACACUGUGUGCAGGUGUGCAUGUCCUCUCUGGAAUGUGGGAGAGGGGCUGCUCUCCUGGAUCUUUAAGUGCUUUAGAACUCCUUGGAAACUUUGUUUGUGCCUGAAUGGUAAACACUGUGUGCAGGUGUGCAUGUCCUCUCUGGAAUGUGGGAGAGGGGCUGCUCUCCUGGAUCUUUAAGUGCUUUAGAACUGGGCAGAGUACGGAGCAAGGCCUACAGCAGGUGGACGCCUUGGUGGCCCAGUACCGUCACGGCUGCCUCUGGUGGGGACUUCCCUGGCUGCCCGUCCUGCGCCUCUUCCACCCCAGCACCCUCCGGCCACUCCUCAGUGCCUCAGCCUUCGUGGCUCCCAAGGACGAACUUUUCUACAGCUUCCUCAAGCCCUGGCUGGGGGAGGGGCUGCUGCUGAGCCGCGGGCAGCGCUGGGCGCGGCACCGGCGACUCCUGACGCCUGCCUUCCACGGGGAUGUGCUUCGGAAUUACCUGGGAAUCUUCAACCAGAGCACUCGCGUGCUGCUCGCCAAGUGGAGGGUGGCAACAGUGGCAGCUGGUGGGAGGCCGGUGGGGUUGGAGGUGCUGCAGCCCCUGAGCCUCCUCACCCUGGACACACUCCAGAAGUGCAUCUUCAGCCACGAGAGCCACUGCCAGGAGCGGCCCAGUGAGUACAUCCAGGCCAUCCUGGAGCUGAGCUCAUUGGUGGUCCGACGCCAGCUCCAGCCACUUCUCCACCCGUGGUGGCUCUACAGCCUCUCCUCUGAUGGUCAGCGCUUUGCCCGCGCCUGCGCCACUGUCCACGCCUUCACUGCUGACGUGGUGCAGCGCCGGCGCCGUGCCCUUGCCCGCCUGGGCCACCAGGCCUGGCUGGAUGGCCACCGGGGACGCAGCAUGGACUUCAUCGACCUCCUGCUGCUCACCAAGGACGAGAACGGCCACACCCUGUCCGAUGAGGACAUCGCGGCCGAGGCUGACACCUUCAUGUUCGAGGGCCACGACACCACGGCCAGUGGCCUGGCGUGGCUAUUCUACAACCUGGCUGGCCACCCUGAGCACCAGGAGCGGUGCCGCCAGGAGGUCCAGGAGCUCCUGGCUGGCCGGGACACUGCAGACAUUGAAUGGGAGGACCUGUCCCAGCUGCCCUUCACCACCAUGUGCAUCAAGGAGAGUCUGCGGCUGCACCCUCCUGUCACUGCUGUGUCCCGGCGCUGCACCGAGGACAUCCCUCUGCGUGAUGGCCGCAUCAUCCCCAAGGGGGUCACCUGCCUGAUGAGCAUCUACGGGACCCACCACAACCCAGACCUCUGGCCCGAGCCUGAGGUGUUCAACCCCCUGAGGUUCAGUCCAGAGAACAGCAAGGGACGGUCCCCGUCAUCCUUCAUCCCCUUCUCUGCCGGCCCCAGGAACUGCAUCGGGCAGAGCUUCGCCAUGGCUGAGAUGAAGGUGGUGGUGGCACUGACGCUGUCCCGGUUCGUGCUGCGGAGGGACACAGCGAGGCCACCCCCGCGCCGCAAGCCUGAGCUGAUCCUGCGUGCCGAAAACGGGCUUUGGCUGCUGCUGGAGCCACUGCCGGGAGUGGCCUGAGGGACACAGGUCACCAGGACAUGGGGACACCCCGCGAGGCGGGUGUCACAUCCAGGAGAGGAGUGGGGAAUAAAUGGUAGCAUGAAGGGGACAGUGUCAUCAUGGUGGUGGUGGGGAUGUGUUGUCCUUGGUCAUGGGACACCUCAUGGCAUGGAUAUGUCAACCCAUGGACUUGUCCCCUAGGCCACUUGUCACCAUCCAUGGCUACGUCCCCCACGUCCUCAUCCAUGGCCAUAUACCCCCACGUCACCAUCUAUGUCUGUGACCCCCCACGCUCAAUAUCCCCAUCCACAGCCAUGUCCACACCCAUGACCAUGUCCCUGUCCCCACCAUGUCCCCACCCAUGUCCCACAAUGUUCCCAUCCAUGUCUGUGUCCCCCACAUCCCCUUCCAUGUAUCCAUCCAUGUUUUAGUUCCAUGUCUUUAUUUUUACCCCAAUGUUGGGUGAAGAGAUGAAGAAGAAUGAAAACAAAAUCAAGGCUAAAAUAAAAGGAUUUACGUGUC